Molecule: messenger RNA, 1802 nt
Organism: Paramecium sonneborni
Lineage: Eukaryota; Ciliophora; Oligohymenophorea; Peniculida; Parameciidae
Source: the annotation of a GenBank genome assembly
AUGUUAUAAGAAGCUUAUUUUAUUUGUGUGAGUGCUCAAUGUUAAUAAGACAGAAUUUUAAAUGAUUGGGAAUCAAUUGUAGCUCAUCAAAAUGAAGGUCAUGAAGUAUUAGAAAAAGAAGACCUUAUUAAUACAAUCAAUCUUAAACUAAAUAAAAAGAAAACUACUUUACUUUAAGAUUUAUUAGCUAGAAUUCAUAAAAUUAUGAUUAAUCAUGAAGAUGCUUUAAUUUCAUUAAUUAAUCAAACAUUUUUUGAAACAUAUAAAAAUUGGAAAGAAUAAAUCUAAUCUUAUUAACAAUUCCAAGACUAUUUACUUCCAAAUUAAAUUGAUUUAGAUACUACAGUCUCUAAACUUAUAGAUGUUUAUUAAAAUUUAGAUAAUGAACAAAUUCAUUUUUUUAAAGAUUGUCUUUAUUAAACAGAAAAUUAGUAUAAUGAAUUAUAGAAAUAAAUUAAAAUGCAUUUAAAUAAAACUGAUUAAGAAUUUAAGAUUCUCUAAUAAUCUUUAUUUAAUUAAAUAUAAGAAAACAAAAAAUAAAGAGAAACAAGAUUAUAAUAUCAAUCAAAUGAUAACAAAAGAUAAAUUAUUACAUUACAAAAUACUUAAUAAGAGAUGAUUUAAUAAAAAGAUAAAUCAGUAAUUCAAAAUGGAGAACUUAAAAAUACUCUCAAGGAAAUUUAAUUAAAAACUGAUUUUCAAAUUUCAAAAGAUUCAUUUAAUUUUAUAGAUUCUCAAUAAUAAAGAGAGCAAUCCCAAAAGAAUCGUUUUGAUCUUUAAGAAAAUGGAAAUAGUGUUAUUGUUAAUACAAAUACAAACAAUAAAAUAAAUGAAAAACCCUAAAAAUAUAUUGUUUUAACAAAGUAGAAAGAUUCUCGUAAAAAUUAACAUUUUGAAUAAUAUACUAAUUAAAAAUAGGAUUCUUAAGAACAACAAUUUUAGAAUUAAAAACCAUAACCAGAAAUUAAAUAAAUAUAAUCAUCAGAAAAUAUUAUUAGAGAAAAUUCAACAAAAUAAAUUAUUGAUUCUAUUAAUGAAGUGAAAGUAUUACCACUUAGAGGUUAUAAAGAUCAUUAACAAUAAUAAAAUAGUGUUAUAUUAUAAUCGAAUCAAAAUAUUAAUGGUAAAGCAUAAAAUGAAUAAUCUAUUAAUAAAACUUAAGAAAUCAAUUCUGAAUCUUAUAUGUCACCACCAAAACCUCCUCCAUUAAGAGGUUAUAAAGAUAGAUAAAAUGAAGAAUAAAAAGUAGUAAAAUUGACAAGAUCUAAUGAUAAUAAAAGAAAUUAUUUAGAUACAGAAUAAAUCAAAGAUAUAUAAUUAAUAACUACAAAAAGAUUUGAUAUUGAUAAAUCUGAAAAGCAUAUGAAAUAUUCAAAUAAAUUUAGUACUAUAUUUAGUAUUAAAGAGUGUUUUGCUGUUGUUGAAGGGGUUUUUAAAUUAACAGAAUAGAAUUAAAUUCAUAUAUAUCUUAGAUCUUCUGUUGAAAAUUAUGAAAUUGAAGCAGGAAUAAUUAAUUUAACAUAGAUAAAAUAAAAAUAUGCAUUUCCAAAAGUUUAUGGUUUGAAUGAAAAAGGAGGUAAUUAAUUAAUUAAAUUUUAGAAUGUUUAUCUAGUUAAACUAAGUCAUCGAUUAGAUUGCUUUUAAAUUAAUCAUAUAUAUUUGCAUAUAGAAAAGAGGAAAAAAAUUUAAUUUGUUUAGAUUUAAUGAAAAAUACAUAAUAUGCUAUAUAAUUACCGAAUGAUGAUACAUCAGAUUAUGUAUUUUUUAUCAAAAUGAGUAACUUAGAAGUUUAACUUAUUUGA